ACUUCACUUUUGCUCCCAUGAUCAUUGUGUUCCAGCAUGGUGUGAUGACGUCAUACGUGUAAUCAAUUAAUUCUCUUGUUAGCCUAUAUUGAAUAGUUUUCUUAAUUUUUCUUGAUUAGAUUUAUUUAUAUACAUACAUUAACAGUUGCGUUUGUUUAGUGAGCAAGUUAGCAAUACAAGUUUUUUACUUGUAAAUAUUUGGUAAAAUUAUUCAUAUUGUUUCUAUGAUUAAAGGUAGAAAAUAUAAUAGUAUUUUGGGACAGGGGUGGUACACGACUUCCUUAAAAACCUAGUCACGUAAAUAUACACAAGACGUAAGAUGUCAACUUACCCAUAGUUUAUGACAGACACCUUGGCUUAGAAAAUGAAUAUUGUUCUCUUUUGUUCCUCCCUCCCUUAGUAUUUUUAUUUACACAUAUCAUGAAUUAUUAACUUAGUUUUUAGUGAAAAUAGCGACGAGUUCUAGCUAGAACAUCCGUAUGUUUUUCACACACAUUAGUUCGUAGCUAUGUCUUUUAAUGUACUCCAUGACAUAAUAUUAUGUACUGUAAAUCGAUAUGUUGAGAUGUUUGAAGAAACAAAGAAAGGUCGUCGGUGUGAAAUAAGAAGAGCGUUUCAGAUUUUAUUCCUGAUUAGUGUUGGAUGAUUACGUAGUUUUUAACACGAAAAAAAUUUUUAGCCUACGUGAUAAAAGCUUGAUAUUGCUCUCCUGCUUUGUGUUUUUAUUAAUAGAGACGACGAGGGUAUAAAAGUAACUAUUUCUCGUUAAAGCAUUAACUUGAACUUGAUUGCUAAUUAAAAUUUUGUUGUUUAAAAAAACUUGUUUCCAAUCUCUCAAAUAGGACAUUUUUAAAUAUAUUUUUGCUUUUUUUAUUCGUAGUCACGCCCAAGAUCUCUAUUCACAGUGUUGCUACCACAAUAUUUUAACAUCAUAAAUGUUUUAUGAAUCCAGUGACGUCUAUAUUCGCACUUUCCAUUGAGAUAUAGCUUCGCGUUGACCACUACUACUUCGACCGACUCACUCUUUUUCUCAGUCUUAUAUUCCCUCCAGUCCUUAAGUUAUUCAAGUGAGGCAUAUAUGGUUGUAAAGAUGCCUUAUAUGGGUAUGUUUUAUUUCAGUAAAUUCAUGCUUUCCGUGAGUGUUAAGUACCUGCCCAAACCAAAAUAGCUCACACGGCUUGGAUUCAGAGAACGUUUAUCAUUGAUAGCUGUUGAAAAGUAGUGUAGUGCACAAUCGAGUUUUUGAUGGGAAAGAAUUUGUUUUAAAUCAUGAAAUAAAAACUCUUUCGUUUGUAAAUUAAACUUUUUUUUACAUCUUCUCUCGUCGUUCCUUUUAUGUAUACUGAAUUUUUUGUACUUUUAGACAAGUAUCUUCGAUCACUUUUUUCUCGUUUUUAAAAGAAGUUUCGGAAUUUUUAUAAUUAGUGUUAAUAUCGUAAAACAGCUGUUCUUAAUGGCGACUAAUGUUAUUAAUUGCCAUCAAAAAGUUAAUGUUAGAAAAUAUUGCAAUGUUAGGUAUUCUUCUAAAUGUAUUUUAGUGCGUUUUCGUUUGUAAGUGGCAAGUUAAAAGCUUUGCCAAGUUUUCCUUCGCUUCUUACUGAUUAGUUGAAGUCUGUGUCAAGCGAGGAAAUGCUUGUAACUUUUACUGUGUACCGAAAUUAAAUUUGACUUACUUUUUUUUCGUUAGUUUUUAUAAAAAAAUAUUUUUCAAUAUCUUUAUAUGUCAUACUAUUAAGAGAGUUAACGUACUAAUUACAAACUUUGUCAUUUAAUAAGUUUUUAAAACAUGAAGGCAGCUGGAAUGAAAUUGCAUCCUGCGUUAAAACUCACUGUGAUUGGUCGAUUACCAGCUAUGUCAUCAAACGACAGUACAAGUGAUGGUCCUCUUGGAGUCAAGGGGAGGAAGAAGCUGAUUGGCGAGGCUGGUAAUGUACUGAACUAUACUAAAAAUGUUCGACAUUUAAACGAUAAAGAACGGAAAACGCUCGCGAAGCGCUUAAAUUUGACCGAACUGGCCGAUAAAACGACAGCUCGUAAUUCCGGUAAAAGAGUAAGAUGUCAUUGUGAUGGUUGUGCGAAUCAUGUGUGUGAGUCGUAUGCCGGCUGCUUUUCUUCGGUGACUCAUAAAAGUGGCUCAACUAAAGCGCUAACAAAACGUUAUGGUUGUCUUCACGAGCACAAAGAUGACAUAGAGCAAAUGCAUCUACGUCUACGAAUGUAUUGCGGUACGGCAAAUAUCAAUGGUACCGUCACCAAUGGGAUUGGCAACAAAGGAGUUGACGGCGAAUGUGUCACUAUGAGGUGCUGUGAGACAGAUGAUUGCAACGCAGUGUUUCCAACACCUGCUCGCCAUUGUAUGUCGAAUUUGUCAUCAGCCACGCCCACUAACACGUCACAUUCGUUCAGCAAAAACAUGGCGAUUAAUAUCGGUACACCAGUUGCUGCGUUGAUCUUCCUACUUGCUGUUAUCAUUGGCGCGUUUAAACUCUGGCAACGCAAGUCUUUAAAAUUCAUUAAAAAGAAAGAGAAUCAAAUGCAGCCCGGAACCGCUUUGACUCCGUUGCUUCCCGGUGAUGAUUCCCUCACAAGAUUAUUAGAGAACUCUUGUUCUUCUGGCUCAGGGUCGGGUCUACCUUUUCUUGUACAACGGACUGUUGCUAGGCAGAUUGUUUUGUGUGAUCUAAUUGGACGGGGUAGAUAUGGAGAGGUAUGGCGUGGAAGUUGGCAAGGUGAAAGUGUUGCUGUGAAAAUUUUCAACUCAAGAGAUGAAGAAUCGUGGAAACGUGAAACGGAAAUUUACAACACCGUACUUUUACGUCACGAUAACGUACUCGGUUAUAUCGCCGCCGAUAUUGCAACGAGGCACGGUGUUACGUGUAUGUGGCUAGUCACACACUAUCACAUGCACGGAUCAUUGUAUGAUUAUUUAAACCUUCACACACUGGAUCCACACCAAAUGUGCUUGAUUGCCUAUUCAGCAGUCAGCGGUUUGGCUCACUUACACACGGAAAUAUUUGGUAUGCAAGGGAAACCUGCGAUUGCUCAUCGAGACAUGAAAACGAAAAAUAUUUUAGUAAAAAAGAAUGGGCAAUGCGUAAUAUCAGAUCUUGGACUUUCUGUGUUGCAUUCCUCCGACUCCAAUAAGUUAGAUCUGGCUAUUAACAGGAGGGUUGGGACAAAGCGAUAUAUGGCGCCGGAGCUGUUAAAUGAAACAAUGUGUUUAAAGAGUUUUGAUGCUUUUAAACAAGCAGACAUGUAUGCCUUCGGAUUGGUGUUAUGGGAGGUAGCGAGAAGGACACUCUGCGAUGGUGUGAGUGAAGACUACCAGCCUCCAUAUUAUGAUAAGUUAUGUCAAGAUCCUCCUUUCGAAGAUGUGAAGAGGGUAAUCUGUGACGAGUCUUAUCGACCACGCAUCCCCAAAAAAUGGUACGGUGAAGAGCAUUUAAUGACGUUAGCGAAGCUGAUGAGUGAAUGUUGGUACGAAACCCCAGUAGCCAGAUUAACUGCAUUGCGAGUGAAGAAAACGCUAGGGCGUUUAAUGGAGCGCCUUGAUAAUGAAAAGAAACUUUUUUGCAAAAGCAUUCAAUUCAGUAUGCUUACUUCUUCAGAUAAAGUAGACAGUCUUUCUGAAAAGGAUAGCUUAUUUUCCUCAACGACCUUUUGCAGUACGAGGUCAUGAGAGGUUGUGUACUGUAUGUAAAAACAAUCUUUACCACGUCACAAAGUUAUUUGUUUAACACGUGUUUUAGUUUUUAAAUAUGGUCAUGAUAGGGAAUGUAUAUUUUAAGUUAUAACUCUUUUUUAACUAUCUUGAAUGUAGCUCGAAAGUGUCUAUUUUUUAGUCUAUAUUUUCA
Molecule: messenger RNA, 3854 nt
Organism: Hydractinia symbiolongicarpus
Lineage: Eukaryota; Metazoa; Cnidaria; Hydrozoa; Anthoathecata; Hydractiniidae
Product: activin receptor type-1-like
Exons: 6
Coding region: 1787-3679 (630 amino acids)
Biological process (GO): dorsal/ventral pattern formation; BMP signaling pathway; cellular response to growth factor stimulus
Cellular component (GO): signaling receptor complex; plasma membrane
Molecular function (GO): SMAD binding; ATP binding; transforming growth factor beta receptor activity, type I
Source: RefSeq, a predicted model, not a curated record